This is a messenger RNA of Trichoderma harzianum CBS 226.95, 1059 nucleotides long. RefSeq lists its product as hypothetical. The transcript has a single exon. NCBI's taxonomy places the organism in Eukaryota, Fungi, Ascomycota, Sordariomycetes, Hypocreales, Hypocreaceae. The record is from RefSeq and is a predicted model, not a curated record. Bases 35 to 673 code for a protein of 212 amino acids.
UUUGCAUCAAGUUCACGUCACUCCACAAAUCCGUAUGGGCUCAAGUUCCCCGAAAAGCAGGGGUUAUCUGGACGAUGAAGAUGGCAACCCUAUCGCCUUCUUCUCACCAAACGCGCCGCUCUUUUGUCUACGACUCAGUGGACCACCCGUCGGCCCUCGACUGGCACCCACCAAGUUUGAGCCCGGCGUGAAAUAUUUCGUGGGGACUUCAUGGCCAGCCAGCGAGAGAGCUCGAUGGAACCGUAGAGGCCAACCGGACGAGGCGGAGACUAGGCCGCGCCAACGGGCUGGACAGCAACCAUAUACGGCCGAGGAAAAGGCAUGGCUGAAGAAGCACUACCAAGGAGAAUACAAGUCUUUAAUGUCGUACGGAUUGAGCAUCUACGAUGAAGAGAACCGUGAAGAAGGCCGAGCCAUUAUGCGGGCAAUGGUUAGCCCUGACGAAGAUGAUGACGAGGACGAAGAGGACAAGGAAAAAGAAGAGGAGGAAGAUGACGAGGACUUCGCUCACCCCGCAGAUUAUCUUUUCGACAGUAAAGAACGGGCUUGGAUCAAGAAGCAUUACCAGAACUGUACGACAUUCAUGUCCUCGUACGGUCUCAAGGUCUACGACCCGGAUGAUUGUCAAGAGGCCCAACAUUUGGUCAUGGAUUUCAUGAGCGACGAUGAAUAAAAGGUUGCCAGACCGUUUUACGAUGUUCGGGUUCGGGUUCGGGUUCGGGUUUACAACGGAGUGCAGAAAAGGGUGUGUUCUCAAGGCUAUGGCUUAGUCCCCAUAAUGCCUAGUUGGGUGAUGAUUGUUCAACAUCCAGGAUAUUAGAACAAUUUUAGGAUUCUAAGAUUGUAAUUCUUCUGACAGGUCUUUCAUUUUAUUGAAACAAUUAAAGAAAAUUGUUUCAAUAAAAUAAAAGAACCAUCAGAAGAAUUACAUUUUGAGAAUUUCACAAUUGAUCUAAUACCCUGGAUGUUGAACAAUCUUAAUAUUUGAUGUACUGUGCAUGGGUUUAAACAUUUGAGCUUUUUGUCCUUUUUUUCAUAUGAAUUAAAUACGACUGGGCG